CUGUCCUCGGAUUGCCCAUACAGGAACGUAUUAAAUUCUGAAAUUAACUGCGAGCCUUUUCGUUAAAGAGUAGUGCCAUUUCUAAUUGUGAAUAAUGUACGCCAAUUAAUUGAAAAUCGAAAGACGCGUGUAGUUAGUCGUCGAGUUGUAUUAUGUGCUUGUACAUAUGUAUGUGUGUAUAUAGUUUUGCAUUUAUAGUCGAGGGCGCGGUGUGCAGUGCGAUGCGUCGUGGUCCAAUGUAGGGGCAUAUUAAUAUUGGCGAAAAUAUUUUUGGAUGCGUUGAAUUGUUUUUUGUCGUGCAGUUUAAUGAGAAGAGCACUACAGGAAAAGCAGCAACGAUGACCGAACGUUUGCGCAUCACAUUGCACAAUCCGGAUCAUAUUUACUUCGCCGGUGACAUUAUACGGGGCGAGAUUUGGUUAAACGUUAUUAAACGUACCAAAAUACGCGCUGUUAAAAUACAAGUCACUGGUAAAGGCAAAUGCAAAUGGUUGGAAAUAUUACGCAAAAACUCUAACAACAAUGAGUACUCGCGCAGCCUGUUUUAUACCAGCAAGGAGAUCUACGAGCACAGUGAAACGACGCUGCCGCAGUUUGAGCCUCGAGGCAUCGAGCUUAGCUCAGGAGAGCACACAUUCGAAUUUUCGGUUGCGCUAGGUCGGACGUUGCCGUCCAGUUUCAAGGGAAGUCAUGGCAGCAUUAAGUACAAGAUGCGCGUACUAAUACAGCGUCCUUGGACCUUCGAUGAGCGACAUACGAUACCAUUUACUGUCGUGAAGAAUAUGCCUCUUCCCGCAUCCUAUCGAACGAAUCCCAGUCCGCUUGAAAAACAAAUAACCAAGACCAUCAGUUUGUUUGGCACUCGUCCUAUAACGAUGGUGGCUUUGCUACCGGAGGACUUUGCAGUGCGUGGUGAGCCUUUGCGCAUUUGUGUGACCAUCAUGAACAAUAGUACUACAAAUGUGGAGAAGCUCCGUUUUAUUGUGCUUCAGUACGUAACCUACUACAGUCAUGUGCCGUUGCGUGUGCAGAAAGUUGAGUGUAUAGCUUUAACCAGUAAGGAGACGGGUUCAGUGCACAAAAAGAGCGAACGCUCCUUUGCCCACGAGCUACUAAUGCCAGAAGCAGCGCAGCCAAGUGAUGAGGAAAUGAGUGGCGUCAUUACAAUUUCUUACGAACUGCGUGUUGAAGCAGUACUUCGUGGUUUCUUCAAGAAUUUGGUGCUAAAUUUGCCUUUUAAGGUAUACUCACAGGAUGUGUCAGCGCGGCAGAGAUCAGAGAGACCGCUGCCACCAUCUCGUUCAGACAGUGGACCUCCGGAGUGUAGCGCUGGUAAUCCUUUCGAGUUGACCGGCCCUGUAGCAGGCGCAAGUGUACCUACCUAUCCACCGUUGGACUCGUCUAUCGGGUCGCCGUCUCACUCUUCGCAAUAUAGUGACUGCAGCUCCCUGAACUUCACGUCUGACUCUUCGACCGCCACGCUUAGUGCUGCCGGGGGCGGGAUGGAGUUGUCUUACACCUCGGGCUCUCAGUCAUCACAAUAUGGCAGUCCAUCAGCACGGGCCAGUCUGCGUAGUUCUAAUGUGCCCUACAUGCCGUAUUCUUCUAGCCCACUAAUGAUUCAAUCCUAUCCACCGCCCCACGUACCACCGUAUCCGUUGCCCGAAUCCCCGCAGUAUACAUUGCUGGCAUUAACUCCUCCAUCGCCAGCUGUGCUGCCACAGUCUAGUGGCUACAAUCAGUUGCCGUCGACAUCUUCGGGUUCAUCUUUCUUACAUCCACGUCAGCCUCCUGGUGCUAAUGAACUGCCGCCAUCGUAUGAGGAGCUUUUUGGCAAUGCCAAUUUGGCAAAUGGGGCAGAAAAGUGAGCAAAGUUGCAAAGUUGCAGCCGCAAAUACACCCAGGCCGAUGUUACGUCCACUAGUACUUCUACAGUUUUUAAAAUAUUUGUUUUCUGGAAGUAUUAUAUGUCGGAUCAUUUUAGUGAAAUUCGUU
This is a messenger RNA of Scaptodrosophila lebanonensis, 1995 nucleotides long. It is a transcript of the gene Leash, whose product is annotated as arrestin domain-containing protein 3. The transcript has 3 exons. Lineage: Eukaryota; Metazoa; Arthropoda; Insecta; Diptera; Drosophilidae. Gene Ontology annotation, biological process: protein transport. Bases 339 to 1868 code for a protein of 509 amino acids. Gene Ontology annotation, cellular component: cytoplasm. The record is from RefSeq and is a predicted model, not a curated record.